CAACACCCCCACCAAGAACAACUUCCACCGUGAGAAUUCGUCCCCUACCAAAACAAACUUAUUCGUAACUUUGUCAUUUGGUAGUCCUCACCAUGGCCGACCCAGAACCCUCUGUGCAGGCUGCAUUGGCAGCAGAUGCGCCCACGAAACAGAGCUCCAAGCAAACGGUCGACCCUUAUAAUGUCGCUGGAGAAAUUGGGGCAGAUGGAAUUGCCAAAGCUAUCAAUUAUCUGACUCUUAUUGAAGAGUUCGGGACAAAGAAGAUUCUGGAGGAGGACCUGGUACGCUUCGAAAAGGUCACUGGACAUAAGCCACACAGGUUCAUGCGGAGAGGAAUUGUGUUCAGCCAUAGAGAUCUUAACUACAUUCUGGACCGCCAUGAAAGAGGAGAACCUUUCUUCCUCUACACCGGCCGGGGACCGUCGAGCGAUAGCAUGCAUAUUGGGCAUACUGUGCCAUUUGAAUUCACCAAGUGGUUACAGGAUGUGUUCGAUGUACCACUGAUCAUCAUGCUUACGGACGACGAAAAGUACAUCUUCUCCGAGAAGAGAACAAUCGAGGAGGUUACGAGCUAUACCUGGGACAAUGCGAAGGAUAUCAUUGCUGUCGGCUUCGACCCAAAGAAGACCUUCAUGUUCAGCGACUACGACUAUAUGGGAGGAGCUUUCUACAGAAACGUAACUCGAAUCUCCAAACAUGUUACGUUGAAUGUGGCUCGUGCAGUCUUUGGCUUCAAUGACAGUUCCUGCAUAGGUAAAAUCCACUUUGGAGCCGUUCAAGGCGCAACUUCCUUCGCAUCCUCGUUUCCACACAUCUUCGGCACCGACGAGUCGAAAACAAACCUGAUUCCCGCCAUUAUUCCCUGCGCUAUUGAUCAAGAUCCCUACUUCCGGAUGACUCGAGAUGUUGCAGCACGUCUGCACUUCGCCAAGCCCGCUCUUAUACACGCACGUUUUCUCGACGCUUUACAAGGCCCUGGUUCUAAGAUGAGCGCCUCGGUUGAUAGCUCAGCUAUCUUCAUGAAGGAUCAACCAAAUCAGAUCAAGAACAAGAUCAAUAGGUAUGCAUUUUCUGGUGGCCAGGUGACCGAGGCGGAACAAAGAGAAAAAGGUGGCGAUGCGGAGAAGGAUGUGUCUUACCAAUACUUAACUUUCUUCCUCGAGGAUGAUGACGAGUUGGAGCGCAUUCGGGUUGCAUACACCAAGGGUGAAUUGCUGACUGGGGAGCUGAAAGCUAAGUGCAUAGCUGAGCUGCAGACUUACGUGAAGGGAUUCCAAGAACGCAGAGCGGCGGUGACGGACGAUGUGGUCAAAGUCUUUAUGGCGAGGAAGAAGCUGGAAUGGAGAGGAAAUCCAAAUGCCAUCGUUGUCAAAAAACCUGAAGGGGAGAGUGCCGGGGGCGAGGCUGCCGGGGAAGGAACCCCAAAGAUGACAAAGAAUCAGGAAAAGAAGUUGGCUAAGCUUAAGGCUAUCGAGGAGAAGAAAGCAGCUGCAAAAGCGGGUUCGGCAUCGUGACGAUAGUUGAUUAGGGACGACGAUUUAUGUAGACGAUACCCAGCAGAAUGCUAAUGCAGCCCUAGCACAG
This is a messenger RNA of Mollisia scopiformis, 1584 nucleotides long. RefSeq names its product tryptophanyl-tRNA synthetase-like protein. Gene Ontology annotation, cellular component: cytoplasm. The record is from RefSeq and is a predicted model, not a curated record. The coding region runs from base 93 to 1514 and encodes 473 amino acids. Gene Ontology annotation, molecular function: tryptophan-tRNA ligase activity; ATP binding. Gene Ontology annotation, biological process: tryptophanyl-tRNA aminoacylation. The transcript has 3 exons. Lineage: Eukaryota; Fungi; Ascomycota; Leotiomycetes; Helotiales; Mollisiaceae.